AUGACAAAGGAUUCACCGGAAGUUAUCAAGAAUGGAGUUGAGUAUAGUCAAGUUCAUGAAGAUGAGGCUCCCAUUUUAUCCCAUACUGAGGAUGAAGAUGAAGAUGAUGAAGAUGAUGAAGAUAAUCAAGAUCAAAGCAUAUUUGGAGGUCUUCCACCUCAAGGCCAUCAGAAUGUAAUUACUGAUACUGCUACACAAGAAAGAAUCAUCAUUCCCGAUGAGCAUCCUGAACAAUUCCCUGCUGAUGAGGAUUUAGCUGCUGAAUAUGAAGAUGAUACUACUUAUAUUGAUUUAAUUCAUUUAAAGAUUAGUACUUUAGAAGCAUUGAAUUUAUCAAGGUUUACUAAAUUGGAAUCAUUAUGUUUAAGACAGAAUCUUUUAACUUCGAUGGUUGGUGUUGGUGAUUUACCAGGUGAAACCAUGGAAGAAUUGGAUUUAUAUGAUAAUAGAAUCAAUCAUAUUUCAAGUAAUAUUAAACAUUUAACUAAACUUACUAAUCUUGAUUUAUCAUUUAAUAAUAUUAAAAACAUUAAGAAUCUUGAAACUUUAACAGAAUUAGAGAAUCUUUAUUUUGUUCAGAAUAAGAUCAAAGAAAUUAAGAAUUUAGAAACAUUAACCAAGAUAAAGAAUUUAGAAUUAGGAGGAAAUAAAAUCAGUAUAAUAUCAGAGAAUCUUAAUACGUUAGUAAAUCUUGAACAAUUAUGGUUAGGAAAGAAUAGAAUUGAAAAAUUUGAGAAUAUGACGAAUUUAGUUAAUUUAAGAGUACUUUCUAUCCAAUCCAAUAGAAUCACAAAGAUUGAAGGUUUAGAUAAGUUAGUUAAUCUUGAAGAACUUUAUUUAUCUCAUAAUGGAAUUGAAAAGAUUGAAAAUUUAGAUCAUAAUACGAAAUUAACUACCUUAGAUAUCACAUCUAAUAGAAUAACAAAAUUAGAGAAUUUAAAACAUUUAACGAACUUAACUGAUUUUUGGUGCUCUUAUAAUAGAAUUUCUAAUUUUGAAGAACUUGGAAAUGAAUUAGGGAAACUUCCUGAAUUAGAUACUGUUUAUUUUGAAGGUAAUCCAAUUCAACUUCAAAAUCCUACUGCUUAUAGAAGAAAAGUAAAAUUAUAUUUAGGUCCAAGUUUAGCUAAGAUUGAUGCCACGUAUAUUCGUAGUUAG
Molecule: messenger RNA, 1158 nt
Organism: Scheffersomyces coipomensis
Lineage: Eukaryota; Fungi; Ascomycota; Pichiomycetes; Serinales; Debaryomycetaceae
Gene: SDS22
Product: type 1 protein phosphatase-activating protein
Exons: 1
Coding region: 1-1158 (385 amino acids)
Molecular function (GO): protein binding
Source: RefSeq, a predicted model, not a curated record